Coniophora puteana RWD-64-598 SS2 is the source of this 870-nucleotide messenger RNA. Its product is annotated as alpha beta-hydrolase. The transcript has 3 exons. Lineage: Eukaryota; Fungi; Basidiomycota; Agaricomycetes; Boletales; Coniophoraceae. Bases 1 to 870 code for a protein of 289 amino acids. The record is from RefSeq and is a predicted model, not a curated record.
AUGGCAUAUUCCGUGGUUGUAAAAGAACUAAAGUCUUCGGAUGGGAACAAAAUAUACGCCGAAGCAAUCGGAGACCCAUCAAAGCCUAGCAUCAUUCUUGUGCAUGGGAUCAUGCUGUCGUGUGCGAUAUGGGACAAUUUGUUUGAAGAUCAAAAAUUGGUUGAGAGGCUUUACUUGAUUCGUUACGACGUCCGAGGUCACGGUCGAAGCGGGAAGCCGGACAGUAUUGAAGGACACGCUUCGUCGUUAUACGCGGCUGACUUCAAGACGGUAGCGGAUGCCUUCGGCGCCAAAAAGCCUCUUGAAGGAACUACCGGUGCUGACAUUUGUGCGCACUUGGAUCCCAUCCCGUUGGCUGGAAUGGUUUACAUGUGCGCGCUUCCGUACGUCGAUCCUGCGCUCAUCCAAGCUGUUGCGACGCCAGCACUUUUGAAUGUGGCCAAGGGCGUUACAGUCGACGACAACGCCGUGUCAGCCAUUGAUUCGCGCAUCAAAUUCACCGAGGCGCUUUUCAGAGAUCACCAUUCAGUUCCUUGGAAAACAAAGUUGACCUGCCUUGGAUCAAGUACUCUCAUGGCGCCUAGAGACUGUCGCUUCGUUAUUAGUCGUCCGCAAAAUGAAGAAAAGUUGAUGGAGGCAGGAAGGAAUGGAAUGCCGCUGCUGGUUAUUGUUGCGGCACAUGACGAGGUAGUGAAUGGAGAGGUGGCGGUGAAAACGUUUGAGCCACAUUUUACGCGUAUCGAGGUCAAGCGAAUUUCGAAUUCCGGACACGCAGCGCACAUAGAUCAGCAGGAUGAAUUCGUCAAUGUGCUGCUGGAGUUUACGCUUGGGUGUAAACAUUUGAGCAACAAGCUGUAUGCCGUACUGUAA